Molecule: messenger RNA, 10159 nt
Organism: Nomia melanderi (Alkali bee)
Lineage: Eukaryota; Metazoa; Arthropoda; Insecta; Hymenoptera; Halictidae
Gene: bbg
Product: PDZ domain-containing protein big bang
Molecular function (GO): protein binding
Source: RefSeq, a predicted model, not a curated record
CACGGCGCGUUGUCCCGAAUGCACGUCGAACCAUUGAUUUCCGCGUGUCGCGGCCACGUGAUCGUGCUGCUCGAUCGCCACGCACUGCUGCGUCGCCCCGUGUCGGCUAGGCUCGUUCGCCCCGGUGAACUGUUCGUCGGUCAUCGAAGGAAAAAGGGGGCAAGGAGCUAAACGCGAGGUCCUUUGACGAUCAAACCUGACGUGCCACGUAUAGCGAGGCGCGUUACGCUGCGGCCAAAGAGGGAUCGGGUUUAUCGGAGUCGAUCGUGAUCGCGUGAUUGCGUGAUAUCGCCGCGUUCGCGGCCAGACGCGCACACCGAAGGCGUUAACGGUAUCGGACCGCGCGAUUCCACUGGAGGACCGAGGAACCCGGGGGUCCGGGAUACAUCACGUGGGCGGCCGGGACCACUGCCGGGAUACGCGCGCGCGGGACACAAGUGCGGCCCGCGCGCCGCGGCGCUCUUCCAGACGAUGAAAACGAGUGGCGAAUGAAUGGGAGUGGCCAGCAUUCCGGACUGUAAAGAUCAGCGGGCCCGCGAUGAAUGGAACGCUUUAGGAACGACGAGCCGGAAAAUGGACGUCGCGAAGUGUGCCACGGAGGAUUUCGUCACGGUGGUCAAUGUCGAGGGCCAGCAGCCACCGCCGGAGAAUUUCGUCACCGUGCUGUCAAUUGGCAGCGGGAAGAAGGAGGACGAGCUGCCCCCGCAACCGACGCCGUGCUCUCCGAAAGCCCAGACGAAUGGGCUCGAAGGACACCUCGAGGAAGAGGUCGAGGUGUUCAGGCUGCCCGGUGAACGGCUCGGGUUCGGCUUGAAGUUCGAGGGCGGUAACAAGACUUCGGAGAGGGUCAGGAAACUGUUCGUGCAGAGCUGCGCGGAGCAGAGCCCAGCUAGCAGGGCCAAGUGCUCUUGGGGCACUCUGGGAGAGGGUGACGAGGUACUCUCGAUCGACGGUGUACCAGUGACACACAUGACUAGGCUGGAUUGCGUGAGGCGAUUGAAGGAGUCUCAGUUGGUUAUCAAGCUAAUGGUUAGAUGUAGGGGACCGCUAAGGCCUGAAGUGGUCAGCGCUGAGAAAAAGACCGGCACACCGGAGAAGAUCAAAGUGCCCCCGGAACUGCCAUCGGCGCCGCCGCCGGUACCUCCGCGAAAGCUACGUCAAGCUCGGGGCCUGGCCGACGGCGAAGCCAAUCCCAGUCCUGUCAAAAAAUCCUGGAACGGGUCCAGGUCCCAGAGCAGCGGCUCGCAGAACAGCUCGCCUGGCUCGCAGCCUGUCAGCCCACUGGACAGCAAGUCCAGUAUCUACGAGAGUUGCGAGUCCUCACCAAAGAGCUCGAAUGGAUCGAGUCAAGGAACACCGAAAGGGUCGCCUAAAGAACGUUCGCCGGAGCUUGCAAAAUCGAAACAGGAACCUCCGGAAGCGAUGGUUUACCUGGACGCUAGAUCGCAAUGCGGCUCAACGCACGGAAGCACGUCCGACGACACAGGAAGUUCAAUGUCCACGGUGAUCGACCGAUUCUCCACGUCGGACCGCGUGUCCACCAUCUCCACGGCAUCGACAGCUUCGACAACGUCCGAGCAACAAAACGAUUUGCUACGAACCGAUCCCGAAUUCGAUCGAACUUCCGACCGGGACUACCAAUUGUCUAAAGCGAUCUGCCCGUUCGAGAACUUCGACGCUGAUUACCCGUCCACGCCUCCCGACUACCUGCUGCGCCGGCUGGCCAGCUCAGAAGCGGUGACCCAUGUAGAGUCCCGCGGGGAAGUCGAGAGGAUCACUGCUGUGGUAGCGCCCAACACUGUGCUGAUUGAGGAGACAAUCACGUUCCAGCCACCUUUGAGCUUCCAAGAUGCUCCUUUGAGCUAUGGACACGAAGCUCGACCCGACCUCUUCUACACGGCUGACCUGGCAGCUGAUUCCACCACCCAUUUCAAGCCUAUCAAAGAUGACGUGGAGCUCGUGGAACGCGUGAACGGUGGCCACGAAGACUACCUAUCACCUGAGUGCUCCCCCGAAAAGCCGAAAGAAGCGAUUCGCGCGGAAAGAGGAUCUGAUAGAACACCUCCACCCUUGCCAGCCAGGAACCACGUCAACAGGAUCAAUGUUAAUCAGUCUGCUAGCGAUAGGUCCAUCGAGAUCAAUGACCGCCAAUGCCAGACCGACCGCCAACAGAAACCUUCCGAAUCUUCUGGCAACACUGCGAUCGGAGAUAAUCAGCAGGAUGCACCUGUCCUGCCGCCCAAACCGUUGCCCAGAAGGGACGUCAAGGUUAGACGCAAGAGACCACCCCCUCCGCCUCCUCCGCCGAUUACACCGCGGUCUGAGACCAAACCAGUUGCCCUGGCCGAGAAGCAAACAAGUUUAGAGAAGGAGGAACCAACGAGUGCAAAGGUCGACGUUCCCCCCUUGAAAACGGAGGACGCUGGCAUAGGGCAAACGGAAGAGCUGUCGAAAACCUUGGAAGAGGGCGAGGCAGAGAAUUCGAUGUCCAAUAACGCUGGAACUGAGAAUGAGCUAGAAAAAAAGAGGAUAGAGGAGGUGGAGGAUUCGGAGUCCACCGAUAGUUACGAUGUUCUAGAUGAUGAUGGUCCUAGGACGAACAAGGUGUUCGAGAUAAUAGAAAUAAGGAAGGCUAAAGCGUUCCCGUCACAGAGGGCGGUUCCCUUGGCAAGGAAAGAGGAAGAAGAGGCCAAGGGCAGGUCGGGUUUCGCGAAGGAAACUGAGAGGAUCGUUAAUGGGGAUCCAGAGAGGAUCAAGCUGGGAUUGGGCAAAGGCAAUGAGAGGCCUAAGCCGGAACUCAGGACGGCUGUGAAGAUUUCGAGGGAGGUGGAUGAGUCGGAGGACAGCGACGAAGCUACCACAAGAUUUAACGAGCCCGAUGACAAAUCUUAUGAUAGGCAAUCGAUUGAAGACGAAAGUUCUGAUCGCGGUGAGGCUGACUCACCUAUCAACGAUGAAUUGUUUGGGGGACAGGAAGAUGACGCGGAUGACGAUUAUAGGACUUUGAACGAUAUCAAUCGUAAUGUAUGCGGUUUGAGGGGAAACAGAGGGAGGAAUGAAAAAGAGAGCAUCGAUGAGGAUGACACGAGCGACGAAAGCGACGACGACUACUACUGGCAAAGCAACUUGGCUACGAUCGGCGAGGAAGAGGAAACGAACUCGCUUGAGUAUGCCACUGCACACAACGGAGCCAGCGACGACACGAGCCCCACGGACGAAUCUAACUGCCUGGACUCGCCAACUGGCAAGGACACAUUCAUCACGAAUGAGACGGUAAAUGGUAGGAUGGACAACUGCGGAGGCGGUCAGCGCCUGCCCCCGGACGGGGACGAAUUUCCAGCGGCGUACCAGGAGUUCGGCGGGAACAGUCAGCAGUACCGAUUCGUGACGGCGGCCGGCGCGACGGCGAGGGCGUCGACGAUGACCGCGAACGGCGGCCUCGUGUGCAACGACACCGAGGCGUUCAUCGGCACGGAGAGCUUCAAGCUGAUCGACGGGAACGUGGUGACCACCGCGAGCAUAAUCCUGCCGGACAACCGGGUCGGGCUGUCGGGCGUGGAGAACGCGGGCAAAAUUGGCGGCCUGUCGAACAACGAGAUAAACGGCAAGAAGGGGAGCGUCGACGGCGUCUGUCAAGAGUCUGCCAGGGAGAGCCGCGUGAACGACACCAAGCCGUACGCGUCAGACAGCUUCGCGAAGAAAGCAACGUCCGUGACCAACUACGCCGGCUACGGGAACCAGGGUAACGGUAAUGUACUGCUGUCGGAGAAGAAGGUUGAAAUCACCGGAUACUAUCACAAAGACACGCCGCCGCCGGUUAUUGAGGAGCCGCAGGACCACGGGGAGAAGGAGGCGUUGGACACGCCGCCGCCUCUGCCGUUAACGGGUCCACCCAAGAUAGAGACGACCAGUGUGUACUCGAGAAGCGUGUCGAACUUGGAGCCGCCUCAGAGGAAGUUCUCGUUGAACGGAGAGCUCUGGAGGCAAGAUGACAAGUCGGAGAGGUCUGUCAGGGACAAAAUCGCGAUGUUCUCUUCACAGAGCAGCCUGGAUGGGCCCCUGUUCCCGAACUCAAUCACUGUGACAGCAGCGACGAGCAAUGGCAGGAGGCUGUCUAAGUACAAGUCCACGGAGGACGUAUGUAGCGACGAGAAGACUCCUGGACAGAAAGAAAGGGCGUCCUUCUUCGCGGACAGGACGCAGAGUUCCUUCGACUUGACCGAUUCCGGGAGAAACGUUGGUCAAGAGACUGGAAGAAAGUAUGGACAAAGGCUGCCCGGUCUGCCCCAGAGUCCCUCGUUGGCGCCUGCAACGGUUCACGCGUCAAAAACGUUCCCCGUGGUGCCGCCCAAGCCCGUCAUCUCUUCGACCACGCCACUGAUCAGCUCGUACGAGAAAGCCUCGACGACCAAAGCUUCGAUGAAGAGUUACGCGACGCCGGCGAGCGAUUCGCAGAGCAACGCGCCGCAGGCAAAUCUCGGCAAUCAUCAGAAUUCCUCGAGCGUGCCGCCGAAACCAGCCGCGACGUCCGCGCUGACCCGUGCGACCAGUUUCUCCGGGUCGACGCCGUACCUCCAGGACCGAAGCGCGGCCUGCAACGAGCUGUUCGUCAGCUCGCAGAUCGCCAGGACGAACUCCCUGGCGUCUACGUUCCGCAGACCCAGCGAGGACAUUAGGAGGACCAGCCUGAACCAACUGAUCGAGCAGAGAAGGCGGUCGAUAUCCAAACUUAGGGGGUUGGUCAUUCCGGAGAAGGAAGCCAUACCCAUCGAAGCGCCAAUCGUUGAUCUGCCUGAGAUCAAAUCCCGGGAUUCCAUACUGUUGCAUCAGAUACCGAAAGCCAACAUACAGGACAAGUGGGGUUCCCAAAGCUCCCUGGCCAGUAACGCUAGUACGGCUAGCGUACCGCUGAAAGCGACGACGUCUUUCAAGAUGCCAGCGCCUCAGAUACACUCCAAGUACUCCCCUGCGUUCAAAAGAAAGAGCCUCGCAGUGUACGGCACGUCCUCGAACAACAGUCCUCUAAACGGUACGGCGAAGUCCUCUCAGGCAUCGUCAACAGCGACGGCAACAGCGACGACAACAUCAACGCCGACCAUAUCCGAGCCGCCCAAGAGCCUGGAGAGCAUCUGCAGUCCGACCCGAAGCGACUACAGCUUCGAGUUCGCUUCGACGGCCAGUUCUCCCGAAGGGCUACGCAGUAGACCGAAAACCGUGCAGAGGAAGACACGGAUGGAGUACGAUGACUCGGACAACGACUCUGCGGUCAGCAGCUCGCAGAGUAGCAUCUCGCGAGGCUUCAGCCCGCCGAUGUCGCCGGUUCCAUCGGAACGGUCCACCGUUUCGUCCGAAAGAUCUUACAUAUCCGCGGAGACCAAUUACCGGCACCGGGCCCUCAUCAUAGACAGUCCCACCAGGCAAUAUGGUAGAGAGUCGAGCGGCGUAGAUUACACCCGGUCGAGUAUUGUGAACGAGAGGACGUUCGUUUCCGAGCGAUCGUCUUCCAGCAGCAGCAGCUCGGACCCUAGAUCCCCGCAGCCAGUCGAAUCAAACGCGAGAGCCUCGCAGAUACCACAAAGGCAGCUGAAACGAUCGAACAGCACCGACACCAACUGCAGCACGUCGUCGACCCUAACUUCCGGUUCGCAGGCAAGCGCGGAAUCGUUAUCCAGGCGAGUGCUAAAGCCGCAGAGCGUGGAGGCGAUCAAUCGGAAAAACAUCUUAGCCAGCGCCAGGUGUCGGAGCGGAAGGGACCUAAACGGCUCACCGCUGAUACAAAGGAAGUUCCCCGAGGAGGAUCAUCGCGGAGUCAUCGAGAACGGCGACGAUCGCCAGAAGAGUCGGGUCAAGAACGUGGCCCCGAGUCCGCAGGACGUCAAAAUCGCUUACAUAGAGGUAACGGACUCGUUUACGGAGGACGGUGACAGUUUCCCGAAGGAGGAAGAAGAACCAAAACUGCCACCGAAAAGAAGCGUCCCGCCUCCAGUCGCACGACCUCCUAAAUCCGAACUCUUAGAGCCUUCGAACGACCUGAAGAUGUGGGUGCGCACGGAAGUCAAAGCGAUGGCCAGAUCGGCGGAACUGAAAGCCGCUAAGAAGAUCGAGAAGAAACCGGAACCAGUUCCUGAAACAGUCACCCUGAAACACAAAGCCGUUGUCGAUGAACAGCAACGUGGUUCCGUUGACCUGCCAUCGGGAAAUAGAAACACCAACAGCAUCAUCGAUACCAGUGCAACGGAGAUCCCGAAGCAGAGAAGCAGACCUAGCGAGUCUUCUAAGAAGCUCCCCGAAGAUCAGAACGAUCUGCUGACUAUUCUGACAACGAAGAGCAGGUCCAGAUCGGCAAUCCACGUGGACGAUGGCAGUUUCGGUAGAUCCAAGAGCCAGAUGAGCCUAGAAGACAUUCUAAGCGCGAAGGCUGAGACGAAACUGUCCCGAGCGCAGAGUAUCGAGGGAAGAGCCGACAAGAGUCCCAUCGUUCAUGCCGGAGGUCAGAACAAGUUCCUCUGGGAGCCGAAGGAGAGCCGAUACGGUAGGAGGAGCUCAACGAAUUCGAACGAUUCCUGGAGCGACGACAAGUCGUUUGUGUCGAAGAUACCAACGCUAGGGAAGUCGCGGCAUGCCGACAACACCGAGGACACGAUCGAAGCGGAGAAAUCGAAGAUCGUGUCAAAGAUACCGACCACAAGAAGCCUGAACCGACGAAGCGCGAGCGUGACCGACAUGAAGAAAGCUUUGGAAAAGAUGGAGGCCACGUCGUGCACGCAUCAGGGAUCUGGGACGGCUCACAAUCGGUUCCCGAGUUUGGACAGCAGCGUGGACGAGAAUCUGUCGCCUGUAGGAACGGACGUAGACACGGACAGAUGUUGCAGUGAGCAGUUCGGCAGCAUCAGCUCGCUGGCCAGUAGCACCAGCUUGAUCUCGCAGCAGGAGCUGGCGCAGCUGGUGGAAGAGGCGAGUCUCGAAGAGGCUAGGGGUGCUCACGACGUAGUUGUCGUACUGCUGCACAAGGAGAACCCCGCGGGCAGCGUCGGGAUCACAUUGGCAGGCGGAGCCGAUUGUGAAGUCAAGGAGAUCACGGUGCAUAGAGUAUUGGCGCAUUCCAUAGCGGACAGAGAUGGCAGGGUGCAAAGGGGAGACAGAAUCCUUAGCAUAAACGGAAGAAGCACGCGCGGACUUACGCACAGGGAGAGCUUAUCGGUGCUCAAGCAGCCUAGGUCAGAGGUCGUAUUGGUCGUCUCGCGUGCCAGGAGCGAAGAUGGGGGCAGAUUAAGGUCGCGGACCGCGAGCGUCGAAACUAUCAUCGAAGGAUUCGAGACGAAUGGUGUCGCAGAGGAUACUGCUUGGGGGCCGCCCUCGGUUGUAGCAGUAUACAAGGAUGGAGCUGGUUUAGGAUUCAGUCUCGAGGGUGGUAGAGACAGCCCCCUCGGGGAUAGGCCAUUGGUGAUUAAGAAAAUAUUUACCGGAGGUGCUGCCGAGAAAACAGGUGCUUUAAAGGCAGGGGACCAAUUAUUAGAAGUGAAUGGGAACGAUGUGACUCGAAUGUCGAGGAUCGAGGCGUGGUCUCUCAUGAAGAAAUUACACGACGGCGAAGUAAACCUCCUAGUCAGGCACCCUGCCACCAAAUCAUCGUGAAUGAUAGUCAAUUAAAAGGAACAUGUCGUGGUGGGACCCCGUGGAACGCUAUUGAGAGGAUGAAAUGUGUGUUGUGAAUCUGCCCGACCGUUGAACGAAAACACUUGUGAAGGUAGUGAACAAACAGCAACGAAGUUUGACCCCGUAAAAUUAGAUGAUACAAUACAUAAUUGUAGGUAUCCACGUUCAAUCUUAUGUUCAACGUUUUGUUCUCCCACGAGCGAUUGGCUCGUCCCAUCUUAUAAUGUUCAAUGAUAACGAAUGUUCUGUUGAAUCGUUACAUAGGAUUUGCAUAUCGUGCUUAUAUAAUGAGGUAUUAUUGUUACAUAACUUUGUUUGGAUACCUCCAUUUCUGGAGAGAUUCUUUUUUUAUACUCUUCGUUCUGUUGUGGUAUCCGUUGACUAUAAUUUAUAUACCUUAGCGUUGUUUCGAAUACGGUCGGAUUGACAUAAAAGAAGGAAUGCUUUUCCUAAUUAGCUGGUAACCGUAAUGGAAGAGGCAACGUGAGACACAUGUUUCUGUCUUACAAUUUUGUGUAAUACGAAUCGUUACGAGCUGAACGGACGGAGAGAAAUUUUGUAAAUAAGAUUAACAUGCGCCAAGAAUUCGAGAUCCAAUGGGUAUCUAGAAAAAUGUUACAUAUAAUAUAAAAAAAAGAGAAUGGAAGAAAGAAAUGUUAAUAUAACGCGUUACAUUUAAUGGUUUAUUUAAUUGUAGACUGACAUUCGUUUCUAGAUUUGCGUUUGUUAAAAAUCGUACUGUGAUAUGUAUGUGUGUUAAUAUAAAACUAACAAGCGUUAAUAAGCAGAAAACGACUCGCAAUAACAAUAUAUUUUAAUCUAACAAAUAUUUACGAGACAUUCGAUUAAUCGCUUGAUUCUUUAACGUUACAUAUGCUUCCUCCUCUCCCCCUCCUACAUGUUUUCUAUACAAGGAUUCAAAUGCCGCAAUGUAACUUUUGUCGAUAAUAAAUGAUACAAUCGAAUAGCACGUGUGUUGGUGUGUAAUUCUUUUUUCAUUUAAUUAAAUCCCAAUUCACAUUCAAGGUAACUUUCAGGACAGAUGACAAACUAAUCUGUACACUUUUGUAAACACAUAAAAUUCUUAUUUCUACGCAUUUAGUAGACAUUAAUUUUGUUUAUUAUGAAACUUACAAAAGUGGUUAAACAGACAAAAUUAAUACCAAUAAUAUUUCUUUGCUAUACGAUCCUCCUUGAUACCCAUUUUCUCCAUAAUGUCCAUCUCAAAUGUUUUUAAAGAUGCCUAAAUAACAAAUAAUGUAUACUUAAUAUCAAUGAUACAGAUUUAAUUAAGUACAUUAUUUACAUACCACAAAUGUUUCUUCCAUUACAUCAUCUUUCUUUGUAUCUUUUGGAUGUUCAAAAUAGGUCUUAGGAUCUUUAUAAUCUAUUGUUUCUUUAGCGGUUUCUGGCAUCGGAAUAAUUCUGCCAGUUCUGCUAGAAACUCUUACAUACUCACCUUCCUCUGUAUACUUCCAUUCAAUAGGAGUACCUUUCCUAACAUAAAUACAUACAAAUUUGUGCUUUACUUGCACUUUACAUAACAUCUAUAUAAUGCUUGUUUUUUAUAUAAUAUUUACAGAUCAAAUGGAUCGACCAAUUGCACUUGAGUUGUAACUAACAGCGGCUGCUCUACACGAAGAAAAGUUCCAGGAUAAUUUUUAGUUUUUCCUAUGCACUGUACUUUUGUAUUCAGCCCUUCGACAAUAACCCAAUUCCUUUCCUGUAUAAUAUCCAUUACUAAACCUUGUUUUCCUUUGUCAGGACCAACUAAUAUUUCUACCUGAAAAUAAAACAUUUUUAAAUACAUUACACUAAAAUUCACUUAAAAAUCAUAGAUAUAAUUGAUCAAAAAUCUUGAACAUCGAUAACUUGUUGUAUAAAUUAAAUUACUUUCAUACAUGUUUUUCUUUUAAUAAUAACUUUAAACAUUAAGAAGAUAUUAGCUAGAAAAAUAAUAAGACAUGAUUCAAGGUUCCAACCAAGUAUGUGCAUGUAACAUUACACGAUCUCCACGAAAGAAGCUCCAAUCUUUUAUGGGUUCAACAUGAAUCAUGGGUUUCCUCGGGGGAUGUACAUGUUCCACCUGAAACUCCUGUGUCCAUGGUCGAUGAAUGGAGAAAUGAAAUUUUUUAGUUUUUAUUGUACGCUGAAGGUACUGAGGUUUCCCACGUGGUGUUCUCCAAAAAACCUACACACAAAUUAAAUUAUUAAUGAAAAAAUAUGUAUAAAUAAUUGUAAUACAUGUUACUUAAAUUACUGUACCCGUUCUGUAACACGAUUUAUAUAACUAUCUGGUAAAUUCGAAUAUACUUUAGACCAAUGUUUCAUUUUUGUAAAUAAGGUAUUUGUGAGCCUCAUUAUGUGUAAUUAUAGAUUUAAAUUAAACUUAGAAAAUUUUAUUCUUUAAAAAUUCCAAUCACAAACACAGAAUUAACAACCGACGUUCUUAAAAUGCACAAAGAUACACACUUAAUCAAUAAAAUUGGUACGGCUCAUCACG